This is a messenger RNA of Ichthyophthirius multifiliis, 665 nucleotides long. RefSeq lists its product as hypothetical. The transcript is spliced from 2 exons. The record is from RefSeq and is a predicted model, not a curated record. NCBI's taxonomy places the organism in Eukaryota, Ciliophora, Oligohymenophorea, Hymenostomatida.
UAUCCGCAUACUAUACAAAUCUUUUGUAAUUUUGUUAAACAUUAAUUAGAAAAAAUUAAAAGUGGAAAAAGAUCUAUACCAAUAAAAGAUGUAAAAAAUUAAAAUGAAUAAACUUCUAAUACUUUUGAAUAAAUUUUAAUUGCUAAAAACGACGCUUUAUUUAUUUAAGAAUAAAAAAAAAAAUAAGCAAAUCCUUGUUUUAGACAUUCUGGUUUUGCCAUGAAAAGAUUAGAAAAAGAAGACUUAAUAAUAUAAAACAAUGCCUUUAAUGUUCGAAAUGUUCCUUCUAUGUAAUAGUUUGAUUAAAUAAACUUAAAAUAAAAGCCUACAGUAGAAUCUAAAUAUAUAAAAACUAUAUAAAGACCUUAAACUGCUUUUAAUAAUAAAAAAAAUAGAAAUUUAUAAUAAUAAACUAAUACUAGAAAAGAGAAUUCCUAAAAUAAUUUUUUCAAAAACGAAAAUAAUAAUAUAUAAUAAGAUUUUAUAAAUGAUGAUUAUGAAGAUGAAAAAGAAAUUCUUUUAAAAAAUUAAAGUGAAAUAAGGCUUAUGUUACAUCCUUAAUUACCUAAAGAAGGGUUAUAAUAAAAUGAUGUUUUAUGGGUACCAGGAGCCUAUUUUACAAAAAAUAUGAAUAAAGCUAAUUAAAUUAGCUCUAUUAGGGCUUU